CUCAAGCAGUGUGCUGUUGAUGUUUUUAUCUCUGACGUGUCUUAGCCGCUAGUCUGUUAAUUUUUAGGUUUAAAGUUUAAAGACAUUUAGUUUUUAAGCGUGCUAGUAAGGUGCAUCAAAAUGAUUCAAAGCGCAUUAGAUGAAUUACGGCGAAUGAACAAACGCCAGUUCAUUUACCAAUGCCUCAGUUUUGGAAUGAUUGUAUCAUCAGCCCUAAUGAUAUGGAAAGGUUUGAUGGUAGUCACAGGUAGUGAAAGCCCAAUUGUUGUAGUUUUAAGUGGUAGUAUGGAACCUGCAUUUCACAGAGGAGAUCUGUUAUUCCUCACCAAUUUUGAAUCGGAUCCUGUUCGAGUCGGAGAAAUUGUAGUUUUUAAAGUUGAAGGAAGGGACAUUCCUAUUGUACAUCGAGUUGUCAAGCUUCAUGAGGGGAGAAAUGGAACUGUUAAAUUUUUAACGAAAGGUGACAAUAACUCAGUAGAUGAUCGAGGACUGUAUGCACCAGGCCAACUAUGGCUAACUUCCAAAGAUAUGGUCGGUCGAGCUAGAGGUUUUCUCCCGCAUGUUGGAAUGGUCACUAUCUACAUGAAUGAGUAUCCUAAAUUCAAGUGUGCUGUUUUGGCGGCAUUAGGAUUGUAUGUUCUUGUACAUCGGGAAUAGCGUAACACUUCCAUGUUAGGCCCUUUAAACAUCAAAACACUCCAGAAGCUUGUCUUCUUUACUUGGCUAUAUUCACUGAAGUUGAGUUCUUUCAUUAAUAAUAAGAUUGUGUUAACUUUUAAAAGGAAGAAGUUUCUUCAGAUCGUAAACUUGCACAAAUUAAUUUAUAUUAUAUUUAACUGUUUGCGUUAAAAUCAUGUCAGGAUGGAAUACUAUUCAUUGUGGUAGCUAUUCCAUUACAAAUAAUGAGAAUUGUUUUGGUUAUAAUUUUAAAGAUCGUUUUUAAAAACGUACAAGCAUCAUCUGAUUCUGUAUAGUUAGAUAAGUCAGCAUUUAACUGUAGCUUAUCUAAUCUAUCCAAAUUAUGAAAUUGUAAUAUAUUGUUUUAGUCUAGUUUUGCUAUCCAUGUAGUUUACGUAUUUUUUUUCUUUUAAAUAAAAAAUUGGAAAUCAUAAUCCUUUUAUUGUCAUUAAUGUUUGCAUGGAUACCAUAACUGACUAAAUAUUGCGAGUUUUUAAUGGGUUUGUUAUAUUUCAUGUAAUUUUAUUUAAUUAAGAAGUUUAAUUAAAGCUGAACAUGAAUUUAUAAAAAAAAAAAAAAACUGUCUUCUUGAUUUCAUAAAAUUUAUUGAAAUGUAUAUAUAGUGAUUUUGUAUAGAUGUGAAUGAUAAUUCAUAUUUAAUUAUAAACAAAGGGUAAUAGGCCCAAUAUGACCAAUGUCGUCAUCACCAAUGUUUGUCAUUUCUCGAAUUCUUAUCAUAACCAUUUAACAAUGUUUCAAAUUCGUAUCAAGUUGUUAAAAAUAUUUUUAUUUGAAGAUUAUAUUUAAAAUUUUAUUUUUUAUGUAAAAUAAAUCAAUAUCAAAAGUUAUUUAUUUAUUUAUUUCAACUAUAAUGUGGUAUAAAUGUUUGUUUUCUUUAUAAAUGUCAUUUCUAUUUAUGAGUAAAUAAAAGGUCAUGCAUUUAAUUACAAGUAACAUUUAAUGUCAAAAUGUUUGUUCUUUGUUUAACAAGGAUGUUUUGUUACCCCCCAAAUAAAUAAAAGCUGAAUGG
Molecule: messenger RNA, 1708 nt
Organism: Nezara viridula (southern green stink bug)
Lineage: Eukaryota; Metazoa; Arthropoda; Insecta; Hemiptera; Pentatomidae
Source: the annotation of a GenBank genome assembly